GCAAGUGUCUGCACGCAUCUCUACUGUGACCAGAUGAGGACCCAACACGCUCACACGUGAGCGGUUUUUUUUGACUCACGCUUUAUUCUCAGUGUUCAUUCUAGCUCGAGCCGCCUGAGCGGACGCGGGCAGAGAGCGCGCUGUCGCACGCAAUUCGAUGCUUUACGGAUUAUCCCCUCAAACUGUCGAUACAUGAAGAAGGAACUCGAGGCAGGAGGGAUAUGCCCAUGUUGCAGUAGGAAGAGAGAGGAAGGAGGCAGCGAAGCGUUUCUGAUGACAGUGGGUCCCCAUCGCGUGUUCCUUUCUCUGUAACGACCAUGCUUUAUUUUCAGUUGGUAAUAAUGGCUGGGACAGUCAUGCUAGCUUAUUACUUUGAGUACACCGACACUUUCAACGUGCGUGUGCAGGGAUUUUUCUGCUAUGACAGUUCCUACACGAAGCCCUAUCUUGGACCUGAAGAGUCGAGCGCUGUACCCCCAGCGGUCCUAUAUGCAGUGGUCUCCGGAGUGCCCGCACUUGUGAUCACAGCCACAGAGUCUGUGCUGUUUCUGCUGCAGUAUGUUUCUGAGGAUCUGGAUAACCGUGAAAAGAUCAUCGUGAUGGGGGACUGCUGUUACCUCAACCCUCUUGUUCGCAGGACUUUUCGAUUUCUGGGUGUGUACGCCUUUGGACUGUUCGCCACGGACAUCUUUGUGAACGCUGGCCAGGUGGUGACGGGGAACCUGGCGCCCCACUUCCUGACCGUGUGCCGGCCCAAUUACACGGCCCUGGGCUGCCAACAGAACGCCAUCUUCAUCAACCAGCAGGAAGUUUGCACGGGAAACGAGGAUGAUGUCACACGCGCCCGCAAAUCCUUCCCCUCCAAGGAGGCUGCUCUCAGCGUUUACGCCGCGCUCUAUGUUGCUAUGUACAUCACAUGCACUGUGAAGAACAAAGGCACGAGGUUAGCAAAGCCCGCUCUGUCUCUGGGCCUCAUCUGUCUGGCCUUCCUGACAGGAAUAAACAGAGUGGUAGAGUACAGGAACCACUGGUCUGAUGUCAUCGUCGGCUUCAUCAUCGGAGGAGCUAUAGCUACAUUCAUGGUGGUGGGCGUGGUGCAAAGAUUCAAAGGGAAGCCCUUGCUUAGUGAAAUCCCUCCUGAGGAGAGCCUGGACAGCAUGCCCAUAAUCAGCCACUCUCGGGAGGAGAACCCUCUGGAGAAGUACAUUACUACCCAGAAUCCCAUCACCUUUGCUGAGGUCACAUGACAGCUAUAAGGCCCGGCACUGCGGACGCCAUCGCUCUUCUCCGUCCGGUCCUCGUAGUUGGAGUGCAGCGCUAAUCCCAUCGUUAGAUAUUUUCACCGCAGUACAGUAGAUCUGACCGCAUCAGUGUUACGCGUCCUCUGUGCAGAUGGAAAUAUGAUGCAUUGCAGUGACAGCACCUGCUUCUACACCCAUUUAUUACAUGGAUCAUUUUCAAUGGGACUGGGAUAUCCACAAAGACCCUAUUUUUGUACAAAGAAUUCAACAAAAAACAUGUCCCCAAGGCUUAUCUCUGCACAUUCUGUUUUGUGGGCAACAUAAAUGGAUUUAAAUGUAGUUGGCUACAAUGGUAAAAAAACAAAAAACAAACAAAAAAAAAACAUUGUGAAGUCUUUCCAAAGUUUUACUUUUUGUUGUAGUUUAUGCAUUUCAACAUUUCUGUUUAUGGCAUUUUAUUUUAUUUUUGUAUGCACUUAUUUAUACCAGUGUGCUGUAGAAUUUUCACUUUCUAAAAAUGAACAAGUGAAGGAAAUCACUCUUAUUUAGUUUAGAACUCAACCAGGAAGCACGAAGUCACCAUUUUAUUUGUUCUGUCAACUUUGGAGAUUUUGUUCUGUUUUAUAUUUUUGAUUUAUACAUAAAAUGAUGCUUUGAUUGCAUUAUACUGCAGAUUUAUUGUGGAUUUGACCCAAAAAUCAAGUUGAUACAUUCCCACCAAUAGCUUUUAAUUAGUUGAUUGAAAUCUUGUGAGGAGCACUGUAAAGGGUAAGUCAUACUUAUUCAUAAAUAUGUUAUUGAUUUGGCAGUGGAGAGGAAAGGUUUUUGGGAUUGCCAGUAGAUAAAAGCACUGCCUGUGUGAAGACCCUUAUUCACUCAUGUUCACUUGAAAAGUGGUUGAAUGAGAGCAGGCUGAUUGGUCCAGGAAGCUGUUUAAGGAUGUGACAUCCUGCUAACCUCCCUUGUUCCAUUCGUUUUGGAUUUCUCUUGGGCAGGGUUCUCAAACUAUGCUCCAGGAGAGCCACAUGGGCUGCUUGAACUUUUCACCUUGAACUUAAGUUACCAUUUUACACUAGAAACCUGAUUUGAUGAAUUAUUACUUUAACUGAUUGAAUUAGUUCAGUGACAGCAAUCUUUAGCAUUCAGUAAAUUGGAUGUAUUGGUCCUAGCUUCAGUUCACAUAUGGGUGGCUUCAUCAGUCAUAGAAACCACCAUAAACCACACCUCAAACUAUUUUACCUAGGAGCUAUUUAAGAAAGUUUUCACCUUUACACUUCAUGUUUAUACUAAAGUCCCAGCUUGGUUGGGUUUAUAGACCCAUUUGCCUCUGGCAUCUGCAACCACCAUCCUCACUGGUGCUUGAAGGGCUGUAUAAAUAAUAAAAGUCUGCUCAUGUACAAAAAUAAAUAAAUAAUUGAAUUUGACUUUUCUUAAAAAUUGCAAUAAUGCAUUUUAAAUAUGACCCCCCCCCCCCCACCCAUUUUUCUGGAGUAAACACCUGUCAAAUAUUUAUUUAAUUAUAAAUCUGAAAAAUUGCACACUGCUUAAAGACAUUUUUUGUUAGCGACUAAAGGAUUAUUAUGGUUUUGGAGAUAAUUGUAAUUACAGUCAAGGAUUGUUAAGCCCACACUUGAAGUCUCAUUUUUGUUUAUAGUGAACCUUUAAACAUAAGAAAAUUCCCAAAUUAAAAUGUUUUUUUUUUUAAAAAAGCUUUGCUUCUGGCUCCUGUUAAAUUUGGAAAGAAUAUAUAACUGAGCUCUAGGGAAUUUUAUAUUGAUUCUGUGAAGCCAUGGGACUUUUUUCAAAGUUUAUAGAUAAAGUGUUGUUAUUCCCUAUGAAGUUAGAUUUCAGGGUUUCCGUCUUCUGUGACUUUCCAAUUUUAUUUUGAAACAGGAACCUUAUGGCAUAAGAAACCAUGUGAGGGAAGAGUGUGCUUGUGGGAGGCACACAGUAUGCACAAAAGCAGUCCAAGACAAGACAAGAGGCUCUAACCUCUUUGGCACAUUUGAUGGAGAAUGGACUAAGUGCACUGGACAAUCAACAGUUCUGAGUGAAUUGUAGGUAAUUCCAGCAGAUGUCAAGUGAACUUAAGUGGACCAGAGUAGAGCAAGGUUGAAGUGAGUUUAAAGAUGUGGCAUUGAUUGCCAUCCACCAUGCAAGACAUGCAGGGAUACCUUUAUUUGUAAUUCAUAUUCCUAGUCCUAGUGUCUUUGUUGUGUAAUGAUUUCACUUUAAUUUCAUCAGAUGUAUUUUGCUCUCUGUUUAUUGAAUAUGGUUGAUAUGAUGAUAUGUUGUUACUGAAAUGUAUCCUCCUGAAAUCCACACAAUUAGUUAUUAUCCUCUGUAGUGGACAUGGGUCUCUGGUCUUAAUCUCAAGAACCAUAUAUUCAACAAAUAAAAUAAAUAAUAUUUUUUUAAACACUCAUUGUAACAUGUUUUUAUCAUCCUAGACACGUAUUAUUUUUUCUGUCAGGUCUCUGGAGGAUAUGGAUGUAACCACAGGUCAGCAUUGAGAUCUUUUCAAAUCAAAAGAGUUAAUGCAUGAUUUAUUUUCAUUCUCUUAAAGGAAUUAUUUUAAGUUAUGGUAUUGCAAGGGCCAUAAGUAUGCACCUUUCUUGUUAAGUGGCAGAUUUUCGAAAGAGCUGUAUGUAGCUUCUUAUGUAAAGUAUGAUGAAGUAGAUAAGGUUU
Anguilla rostrata (American eel) is the source of this 3929-nucleotide messenger RNA. RefSeq names its product phospholipid phosphatase related 5a (gene plppr5a). Gene Ontology annotation, molecular function: phosphatidate phosphatase activity. NCBI's taxonomy places the organism in Eukaryota, Metazoa, Chordata, Actinopteri, Anguilliformes, Anguillidae. The record is from RefSeq and is a predicted model, not a curated record. Bases 318 to 1247 code for a protein of 309 amino acids. The transcript has 6 exons. Gene Ontology annotation, cellular component: plasma membrane. Gene Ontology annotation, biological process: signal transduction; phospholipid dephosphorylation; phospholipid metabolic process.